AUGGGCGACUUGAGUGACGUUGACGUUCUUGUCAUUGGAGCAGGUAUCUCGGGGAUUUUUGCAGCCAAAUUUUGGCUGGAUAUCCACCCUGAUUCUCGACUGGUUAUUCUCGACAGGGACAAUUGCAUUGGAGGUACUUGGAAUUCGCGACGCGGCUACGAUUCCUUUUGGACUCAAUUCACGAUAGGAACGGGUGAAUUCUCGGACCAGGCCAUGCCACGACCACCGGUCGAGGACGUCUAUCUUGAGUUCUUCAAAGCCAAGCAUACGACGAAGUACCUCAACGACUAUGUCGAUUCGCAUAGCUACUUUGGUCAGACGUUGCGCGAUAGAGUUAAACUCUCAAUCGAAGUACAGUCGGUUCUGAAGAUCCAUAGCGGGUGGAACGUGGUGUCCAAAGAACGAGAGACUCCAAUACAGCACACGUUCAAAACUGCCAAAUUAAUUGUUGCUAGUGGCUGCACUUCAAUUCCUAACAUGCCUUCGCUACCCGGAAGGGACGAGUUUCUCAAUCAAGUUCUUCACCAGGACGGUUUCGGUUCGUCCAAUGUCUUGACCUCGCCAGAUGUCAAGAAUAUCACCGUCCUGGGUGCUGGAAAAUCAUCUGGCGAUAUGGUUUACGAAGCAGUCAAAGCUGGCAAAACUGUCUCUUGGAUCAUAAAAGCUACCGAUACGGCUGGUCCCGGUUUUUUUCUCUCUCCACAAGGGGUAUGGCCAUACAAAAAUGCCUUUGAGAUAGGAAUGACUCGACUAGCUGCAACUCUUACUCCUUCCUUUAUGAAUGGAGUAAACUGGUGGACAAGUCUCCUUCAUUCUUCUAAAUAUGGCCCCAAAAUGAUGGCCGGGUUCUGGGGCUCUGUCGACAAGAAAGCUCGAGCAGAGGCCGACUUCCAACGAAGUAGUCUACAAAACUUUGACAAGCUAUCCCCACACUCACCGAUAUUCUGGCAAAAUUGUACAGGCGGACUUCUUAACCACCACGAUUUCUUUGACACUAUUGCAGACAAUGUUCGCAUUUAUGUUGGUGAUGUUGGUUGCCUCGAGAAAGAUGUACUUUGUCUGCAAAGCGGCGAGAAGAUACCUACCGAUGCUCUACUCUGCGGCACAGGCUGGCAGCCUUCGCUCCAAUUUUUCUCCGAAGAGCAGUGCAGGGAACUUGGUUUACCGCACCUAGUAGCCCACGAGCCACCAAACGAGAAAAGCCACUGGGCGACCCUCGAAGCUGACGCUGACGAAAAAGUUCUCGCCACCUUUCCGCAGCUUGCAAACCCUCCUUCAACCUAUGUCAAGCCUACCACAAAGACCCCAUACCGGCUGUAUCGAAAUAUUGUUCCUUUGUCCAAAUUGGGCGACGCAAGUAAAGAUCGUUCUAUUGUCUUUAUUGGUCAGGUCGUUGUAGGUAACUACUUCCCUGUUGUGGAGUGCCAAUCGAUGUGGGCGACAGCCUAUUUUGACGGGAAACUGGAAUUGCCGGGUGUAGAAGAGCAGGAAAAGGAUGUAGCUCUGUUCACAAUGUGGUGUCGGCGUCGAUACCUUGGUACUGGCCGUCAGGGCAAUACCAUGACCUUUGAGCUCAUCGGAUAUACGGAUACCUUGUUAAAAGACAUGGGUCUCCGCACUCACCGCAAAGGCUGGUUCAAGGAUAUUUUCUCCUCCGUCUGGGCUAGAGACUUUAGGAGCUUGAAAGCAGAGUUCAUGAAGAAGUACGGGUACAAUGAGACCGAGGAAUAG
Messenger RNA from Penicillium riverlandense, 1731 nucleotides. Its product is annotated as dimethylaniline monooxygenase. Bases 1 to 1731 code for a protein of 576 amino acids. The record is from RefSeq and is a predicted model, not a curated record. NCBI's taxonomy places the organism in Eukaryota, Fungi, Ascomycota, Eurotiomycetes, Eurotiales, Aspergillaceae. The transcript is spliced from 4 exons.